GGAAAUGGAAGCCCAUCUCACGAUGCAUCGGGCGUAGAGGGCCAUUUGCCUUAUCAGGCCCGUCCCGCGCGCGGGCGGGCGGUGCGCUCUUUCCCUCGCUCACGACACUUUCGGUUUUCGCUUGCGAGAGAGACAGUUGCUGUUGCGCGUUUGCUGUGCCCGAGGCACGUUCGCUCUUUACUUAUACCUGCCUAUACCGGCGCCACUCCUUAAUCGGUUGAACUUCGCGUAUAGUCGUGCUUUCUGGAAUUGGCAUUGGAAAGAGCUGGUUGCGCGUUGUUUGGAUACUUGAGCCGAAGAGCUAGACACCUUCCGACCUGCACGAUUGCCCAUCUUUCUGGACCAUUGACGAAACUUGCGACGCGCCUUCACGCUCGCUGAAGAUUCUUGACACUCGCUUUUUGGCUAUUCAUCUCACACACACCCUCCAAGAUGCGCUCGCUUCUCAACUCUCUUGCGGUGCUCACCGGGCUCUUGACGAGCGUCGCCGUGGCCGUCCACCCCGUGGAGGUGCAGGGUCAGGAUCUCAUCGACACAGUCACGAAGAAGCGCUUCAUGAUUGUCGGCGUCGACUACCAGCCCGGCGGCCAGGCAGGCUACAAGCCUCAGGAGGGUAGUGACCCCCUGACCAACAAGUCUGUCUGUCUGCGCGACGCCAUCAUGCUGCAGAAGCUUGGAGCCAACACGAUCCGCGUGUACAACGUUGACCCCACACUCAACCACGACGACUGCGCGUCCAUCUUCAACUCGGCGGGCAUCUACAUGAUCAUUGAUGUCAACGGCCCGCAGUCCGGCGAGAGCAUCAACCGCGCGGAGCCGUGGACCAGCUACCACAAGGACUACCUCAAGAGGAUCUUUGGCGUCGUGGAGAACUUCAAGAACUACCCCAACACACUGGCCUUCUUCUCUGCCAACGAGGUCAUGAACGACAUGAACACCGGCAAGGUGAACCCGCAGUAUAUUCGCGCCGUCCAGCGUGACUUGAAGGCAUACAUCAAAGCGCAUGCCGACCGCACCAUUCCUGUCGGUUACUCUGCCGCCGAUGUCCGCGACAUCCUCCAGGACACCUGGGCUUAUAUGCAGUGCGACAAUAACGGCGAUGGCUCCGAGUCCGACAUCUUCGGUCUCAACUCGUACUCCUGGUGCGGCGGUGAUGCCACCUUCGCGAGCGCAGGCUACGACACUCUUGUGGAUAUGUUCCAGAACAGUUCCGUCCCCGUCUUCUUCUCCGAGUACGGUUGCAACGAGGUCAUGCCGCGUGUGUUCGACGAAGUCGCCUCUCUCUACAGCGACAAGAUGGCUGCUCUGAGCGGCGGUCUCGUCUACGAAUACAGCCAGGAAGAGUCCAACUUCGGCAUCGCCGUCAUCAACGACAACGGCACCGUCAGCCUCCGCAGCGACUACGACGCUCUCCAGAAGCAGUUCAACAAACUCGACGUGACCAAGUUCACGGCGACCGGCUCCAAGAUCACGCCUCCCAAGUGCGACAAGAAGCUCAUUACGAAUGACGCCUUCGACUCCAACUUCACGAUCCCGGCAGUGUGCCCGGGCUGCCAGACGCUGAUUAAGAACGGCAUUGACAAGCCCACCAACGGCAAGCUCGUCAAGGUCACCGACACCAAGGGCCCGAACAAGGUCUACGGCUCGGCCGGCGGCGAGGUGUCUGGACUGACGCUUAAGCUGCUCAGCAACGACGGCGUGAACGGUCCCAGCGGCGAGACGUCGAGUCCCGCGGGCCAGUCCAGCGCGAGCUCGUCGGCGGAGGGGUCUGGUGACAAGACGGGUGCUGCGAGUAAGCUUGCGGGCGGCUGGACGCUGCUUGCUGCUGGUGCCGUGGCUGCGCUGACUGUCCUGUGAUUGUGCAGAUAAACCCGGGCCUGAACCUACCUCGAAGCCUGCGAGUCCGACGCCAACGAAGAAGGGCGGCGCGUAUCGGCAUCGGGGCGCGGGCUUAGGUGUAUGGGGCGUUUGGGUGAUGGUGUUCGUCUUACUGUGAUCUGAGGGCAUCAUUGGGGUGAAAUAAUUCUAUCUUCGAAGUGCAUAUUUGAGGGGAGGUAAUGCGCAGAAUGAUUUUAGCGGCAUUAUGGUGGUUUUGCUUGUGUGUGUGUGGAUUUCAGGUGGAUUUGAGUUUCAUGCUAUACCCUUUUUGCGGACCUGCUAGGAUAGGAUGGUGAAUUUAGCAGAGUAGGAUUUGAUGGUCAGUGUGAGGAAUAGACUUGUUGACGUU
Messenger RNA from Paraphaeosphaeria sporulosa, 2227 nucleotides. RefSeq lists its product as uncharacterized. The record is from RefSeq and is a predicted model, not a curated record. NCBI's taxonomy places the organism in Eukaryota, Fungi, Ascomycota, Dothideomycetes, Pleosporales, Didymosphaeriaceae. Gene Ontology annotation, molecular function: 1,3-beta-glucanosyltransferase activity. Gene Ontology annotation, biological process: fungal-type cell wall (1->3)-beta-D-glucan biosynthetic process. The coding region runs from base 433 to 1857 and encodes 474 amino acids. The transcript has 3 exons. Gene Ontology annotation, cellular component: cytoplasm; fungal-type cell wall.